UAACAUCGCGGUUGGCCAGUGUCUCGUGCUCUAAAAAAAUCUCCAACAAUACUAGCUGAACUGUACAUUUUCCAUAUUUGACUGACAGACUAUUCUGAUCUCUCGAGAAUCAUGGAACGGUGGGCUGGUAAAACCGCGAUCGUUACUGGCGCAGCAUCCGGCAUCGGGAAAGCUAUUACAACUGCCCUUCUGAAAAAAAAAGUGAAUGUGGUCGCUCUGGACAUACAAGAUGAGCAAUUAGAACAGGCCGCUAGUAAAUGGGCGGAACUCGAGAACAGAGGAACGUAUUACACGCUACGAUGCGAUGUGACCAAGGAGGAGGACGUGGAUCGCGCUUUCUCCUUCGUGGAGUCGGUUGCUGGCGGAUUGGACAUUAUGGUGAACAACGCCGGCAUUACUCUCUACGCGCGUCUUAUUGACAGCGACACGAAGACAUUUGAAAGGAUGUUAAAUAUUCAUGUCCUCGGGGCGGCGAUGUUCCUGAGCCGUGCAGCCCGUAUGAUGCUUCGCCGAAAUGUCGAAGGGCAUAUUUUCGUUAUGAACAGCAUACUGGGACACGAAAUGCCGUCUAGAACCCUUUCGGAACUCGAUGGCUGCAAUGGCUGGCAUCUGUAUCCGGCCUGCAAACACGGAUCUGUCGCGUUAACGGAGUCGGUGCGCCGUGAAUUGGCGGCUGUUAAGGCACAGAUCCGAGUCACUAGCAUCUGUCCCGGCCUCGUUUCCACGAACUUGGCGGUGCAUAACCAGGAGAUAACUAAGAUCCUGGCGCAUGUGGAUGCCCUUCAGCCCGAGGACAUCGCGGACGCAGUGAUCUAUGCACUUGGCACACGACCUCAAGUCGAGAUCGCUCAGAUCACCGUUCGAACUGUGGGGCAAUUGUGUUGA
This is a messenger RNA of Dufourea novaeangliae, 885 nucleotides long. Its product is annotated as farnesol dehydrogenase-like. The coding region runs from base 112 to 885 and encodes 257 amino acids. The record is from RefSeq and is a predicted model, not a curated record. NCBI's taxonomy places the organism in Eukaryota, Metazoa, Arthropoda, Insecta, Hymenoptera, Halictidae. The transcript has 6 exons.